UUACCCAUAGAUAUCACAUAUACGUAGUAUCAGCAGCUUAGAGUGAAGUAGUAGGGAAUCCCUGAUCGAAGUUACUAGUUCGAGGGGAGGCAGUUUAACACUCCUGAAGUCAUGAGUUUUCUUAUCUCGUGGAAACUUAGCUUAAGCUAAACAAUUUCGUUGCGCGGUAACCAGUUAAAGUAAGAAAAUUAAACAUUGCUUCUGUAACACAAAAUAAUAAUUAGUUUAUUCACUUUACACAAUAUCGAACUUCCAAACAUGUUCGUGGAGGAAGAUGUACCUACUAUCCUCCAAGAAUUUGUGCAACCUCACGCAAUAAACCAAAAUAUGCUUAGAAAAUUAAUAAUCGAUCAAGGACCAAAAGGGGAAGCUGGCAAACUUUUCUUUGAAGACGGAAUUCAUUUAGAAGAAACAAAAGAAAUUCGUAUAGAAUUUCUUAAUAUCUUAAAAAUCGAUUAUCUUUGGGUGAUGCCAAAUCUAGUAAAGUUAAAAUUAUCUAAUAAUAUAAUUAAAAAAAUAGAAAAUUUAGAUACUCUGAUACAUUUAAAAGAGUUAGAUCUUUCCUUUAAUCACAUAAAUGUAAUGGAAAACCUAAAUUGUUUAAUAAAAUUGGAAACACUUCUUUUAUACAAUAAUGAAAUUACUAAAAUAGAAAACAUAGAUAAUUUAUAUAAUCUUGCGAUUUUUAGCAUUGGUAAUAAUCUUAUAACAGAUUGGGAACAUGUACUUUAUUUACGAAAAUUUAAAAAGCUUCGUAGUUUAAAUAUGAGUGGAAAUCCGUGUACUAAUAAAAGUGGAUAUUCAGAUUACAUAUUUGCAUUUAUACCUCAAUUGCUUUAUUAUCAAUAUAAAAUGAUAACAAAUGAAGAACGAAAACUUGCCUCAGAAAAACAUUAUAGGUCUUUAAAUACUCUAGAGGAAACAGAAGCUAGAGAAACAGAAGAAUUGAAAUUACAGCAAGAAUAUGAAAAAAGAUUAUCUUUUCUUACCAUUGCAUAUGUGGAACACCUCGAUGAAGAUUAUCUUUUUCAAAAAAUGUUUGCAGAUGAUGAAGUGGGUAAAGAAUUAUCCAUGGUAACUGAAGAUACUCAGAAUGCUUAUGCAGAGUAUAAAAAAAAUUUUGUAGUAUUAUGUCAAGAAUUUUGCGAGCUAGGUUUAAAAGAACAUGAAAAACGAGUCAAUGAAAUAUAUCUUUUUACAACUGCAGUUAAUAAUGGGAAAAAAUUAUCACAAAAUCAGGGUAGAGUAAUUGUAAAUGACAUAAUAAAGAAGAAAACUAAUAUUUUAAUAAAUAUUAAGCAAUCAUUAAAUAAAAUACACGGCGAUGUAGAUACCACUAUUCUUGAAGAAGUGACACAAAAAGUACAACACCUUGCUGAUGACUUUAAUGACAUAAUCACUGAUGGUUGGACAAACUUAAUGUCUCUUGAAAUAGAGUUGCAUGAACAAAUUGAAGAUAUAAACGAUGUAUUUAGAAUUAACAUGUCAGAUAUGGUGGAUUCUUUUUUAACAAAUGUACAUGGAUAUUUUUCACAAUUGCGAAAUCGUGAAGCGGAAUAUAAUGAUACUAUUAAUGGAUUAAUUUUAUAUUAUUUAAGUGGUUUUGGAGAUGAUUCAAAAAUACCAAGCCAUUUAGUAAAUUUGUGUGGAGACAAAGAUACUUUAAAUUUUAAUCUUAAUAAUUCUCAUGAAAAGCAUUUACAAGUAAUAGAUAUUAGAGAAGAUACAAUGAUAAAUCGUUUAAAAAAGUGGCUUGAAGAAUAUACUGAACAAUUAGUUGAAGAUGAAAACAAUAGAAAUAAUGAGCAAAUACUUGAAAUAUCGCAUUUUGCAGAUUCCCAACAAAAGGAAAUUUCUUCACUACAGUUAUUGCAACAAUUAAAUGUAAAUACUAGUGACCUAGAAGCUAUGCAGGCUCUUGGAAAUUAAGGUUUAGUAAAACUUAUCAAUAUAAUAAAUUUUAUUUAAAUAUAACAAUAAAAAAGUGGUAUAAAAUGUUAUAAAAUU
Nomia melanderi (Alkali bee) is the source of this 2007-nucleotide messenger RNA. RefSeq names its product dynein regulatory complex subunit 3. Gene Ontology annotation, cellular component: cilium. NCBI's taxonomy places the organism in Eukaryota, Metazoa, Arthropoda, Insecta, Hymenoptera, Halictidae. Gene Ontology annotation, molecular function: protein binding. The record is from RefSeq and is a predicted model, not a curated record.